UACAUUUUUUUCAUCCUCAAAAGUCCAUUUGUCGUUUUAUGCACCACCUUGUGAACUUGAGCAGGUGAAGAAAUAAUUCGUAGAGGGCAAGCAUACCUCCAAAAGCGAGCAAAAAAACAGGUAUCUUCCUCUUCUGGUUCUACCCUGAUAUUGUCUCCUCCGCCCUGGUGGUAGGUUUGCAAAGUAAAUUUACUGAAUCAUGGAGGUUUGCAAAGAUCUAGUAUUGGCGCUGGUGGUUUGGCAACAUGACAGAUGAGGAUGGAGCUUCCGAGCUCAGUCUCCGUACGUGGCGCGGUGGGGAAGGAAGGUCGACUUCAUCAUCUACGCUAUUUUCGGCGCGUGCUGAUGAGGCAAAAGACGCCGCUUCGCUGUGGUCGGACGCGACACUUCUUCCCUGGUUGUCUUUCGAGAGGAGGAAAUCGUCAAUGUUGCAGUAUUCGUCCUCUAUGGACAUAAUCGAGUUUUUGUCUUCAUUUUCCUCGGUAACAGCAGAGGAGGCACUCAAUCGUGUUGUUGCGGCUAACAGUGAGCUUUCCACAGCAACGGUCGUCUGCUCUGCUUCACCGUUCCCACUUUCCUCACCAAUCUCAAGAGUCCGUCUGCCGAAGGUUGAUUCAUCGUCGUCAUCGUCUAAUUGUACAACGCUUUCAAUCUCCUCGCUAAACGUACUAUAUGCAUCAACAUCGUCCGCGAUGGUAGACGGCGUUACAGGUAGGUGCGAUAAUCGCCGCUGGUGGUUGGAAGGUGACCCGUGGUCCGUGUUGCGAAUGGUUGGAGAAAGGCUGGACCCUUGUGCUUCCAACGAACCUUCCUCGAUCGUUCUUCCAUGGUUGUUCCUGUGACCCUCCUGUGGUGAUUCAUUUUGUGCCCCCCUGUUGUCGUUGUUGUUGUUCUUCACCAGCAGUUCCUCACUAGAUAGCCUCCUCCGAUUGGCUAUGGGAAUAUUGCAGAGAGGGCACGAAUUGCGUUUCUGGAUCCACAUCUUGAGGCAGUCGACAUGGAAGACAUGAAUGCACCCAAGGUCCCCCACGCGGUCUCCAUCCUCUAGUUCUGUGAAACAAAUCGUGCAAUGGGGUGCAUCGAUCGAAUGGUCGUAUUCAUUGCCGGUCCUGCAGCAGCUGGAUCGAGAAGUAUCCUCCUCUGUAGAACUCCAUCUGCGGGUUUUCAUUUCGUAAAUGGCGUGGGGCAACCCCCGCUCUUGCCGAGAUUCGAUAAAGGCUAUUUCGUCCCGGAUGGCCAUCCAUUCGACCCGGAGUAACAGAUUGUAUUUGAUAUACCGGUUCCAGGAGGUUUGCCAUGGCCAGACCACGCCCCUCCACCAAGUCACCAACCGGUUGUUGCCGAUGGAAACGUCUGGGUGGUCCCCCCUUCCUUCCGUGAUGGGAUUGCUUCCUUCCGUGUUGUCAUUGUCUUGCGACAAUCCUUCAUGAUGGGUAGAUGUCGUGAUCGUGGGAGGAAUUCUUGGUGGGUCGAAAUUCAUCCAGUUCCCGUUUUGGUUCCUAGUUCGAUGGCGGACAACGUUUUCGCGGUCCACCCGUUCCUCAUCUAGUAUUUCCUGGACCACGAAUUGAUUGUAACGAUUGAUAUUCCGCAUCUGUCGGUUCCGGUAGCGGUCUCCACAGCCGCAGACGUAAUACAAGAUGGUGCCACGGACAAAGUCAAGCAAGAUCCGUCCCUGGAAUGAGCAGCAGAAGGAGCACAGAACGACUGCGUACAUGAUCCACAGCAGCGGCCAGGCGUUGAKGGCGACCCUCUCGUCCUUAGCCAUGGAAAAGCACUCGAGCUUCGGGGAACGUGAAGAUGCAUCGGUAUCGUAACUAGUGGUGUACGCGCACCAGUCGGAAGAAGCGGGACAGAAGGUGAGCAGGGGGUCACCGAUUUGAUUUAUGUCCGAGUCGCUGCCUUCUGAAACCCCCCCAAACGUGCCGAAUUCGUCAAAACACCCACAGGGGCGGAGCAUGAGCAAUUCGGAGGUCGAGUAGCUCUCGAGGUCGGCACUUGUCUCAUCAUUAGAAUUUUUGGCAUCUCUCAGAUCCCUUCGAUCGGCAACUAGGCUGUUUUUUCUGUAGGUCGAGAGAAAACGCAUUGAAUUCUCUGAGGUGGGUGCUUCUUCGACGAAACCAGAUGCAACAAAUAUAGGGGUACUGACUAGGAUACGAUUCUCGGUUUCGCGAGACAUCUUAGCUCCCCGAAGAUAUCUUCGAGUUCCAGCCCUAAUGUGAUCCAAAACGCUAUUAUCAUCGGCCCCGAAUUUUUCCUUACUGCUGUCAAUAUUGUCACCGCUAUAGAUGUUGCCUCGGCUUCGAUUCAGCUUUUCACCACCAUCAAUCAAAACGAGAUUUUCUUCCGUUUCAUUGGAAUGCGGUGACUGGCGAAAGAGAACGUACGUUCCAGUAUCUUCCUCUAGCAUUACUGGCGAAAGAUCCCCCACUGGACAUCUAUAAUUCAAGUAGAU
Molecule: messenger RNA, 2455 nt
Organism: Pseudo-nitzschia multistriata
Lineage: Eukaryota; Bacillariophyta; Bacillariophyceae; Bacillariales; Bacillariaceae
Source: the annotation of a GenBank genome assembly